CAUCCCAUUUCCACCCAUGUGCAGAUACAUGAACUGUCAGCACUGUAACAGCAUAACUGGACUUAAUUACAACAACUGCACUUGUACAAAGAGAAAUAUUUUGGACGUGGAAAUCGGACUCCAAAGAACCCAAUGAGAGUUGGAACCUCAAGCAAAUACUCCCCUCUCUCCCACAGAUAUUGGUCCCUUUGAGAAGGAAUUGGUCAGUAAGAAGGACACCGGCCAUGCUGGGCAGGGAAAGAAGAGUUUCAAUUUCCACUGGUUUUCUCCUCUGCCUCAUUUUUAUUGUUGGGUUCAUCUAUAGGUUUGUGCAGUUGAAGCCACUGGAAAAAUGUCCUCCCCCUGAUCCUUGGCAAAAUGUUACCCAACAAAAUCAAUCUUCUCCUGCAGCAAUAGACCUAGAACUUCAGACCUUAAUGAGGAUGAUUGAGUGGCCUGAGCCUCUGGGUCCAACAGAUUUUGAAUCUUCCACCAGUCCAUUUAAAACAGAGUUCCACAUGCCGUUUCCACGUGCCACAUAUUAUGUUGGAGAGUAUGUGGAAGUUUUUAUCAUAGCGCAGGACCACCGUGGCCAACCAAAAACUUAUGGAGGGGAUUAUUUCCAGGCCAAGCUGCACUCCCCAAUGCUGAAAGCAGGAGUCACCGGCUCAGUCACAGACCAUAGGAACGGCACCUACACGGCCUCCUUCUUGCUGCUCUGGCCGGGGCAAGUGGAGAUCUCCAUAAGACUUGUCCAUUCCAGUGAAGCCAUAAUCGUCCAUAAAACGCUGAGAAACACACGUCUUGACAAGGUCAUCUUCCAAGGGACAAUCAAUGGGUCUUCUAGAGUCCUGAAGUGUCAUGUGUGGCCCCAGUCUGGACCCAAUGUGUGUGAAUUUCAUGACCCAGACAGUGGAGAGAGCUGGUACUGUGAGCAUCAGAGCCAUGAUCCCUGCGGCCAAUACAAAGGGCACUUAGAAGGGAUCAGAAACCACAUCCUCAGGGCAGAGGAACAUCGACUCCUGUCUGAAAAGGAGAAACUUAUUAAAUCUAGAGUUGAACCUUUCAAUGUCCUGCCUUCCAACAAGACAGAUAACAGAAGUGUUUGCUCUCCUGGACUUCCGAUCCCAGACCCUUCUGGGUUCUAUUACCAGGAUUUCUGGCAGUCCCGUGUUUGCAGGAACAGAGCUUUCCCCAGUCCAUCUGCAGUUACACAGUGUCUGACUGGCAAGGCCAUCUACUUGUUUGGAGAUUCAACGGCUAAACAGUGGUGGAAAUAUCUGAUAGACUUCAUACCAUACUCAUGUCGGGCAGGAAGGGAUGAUAAAACGGCACUAAAGGGAUCAGGUAGAGCAGCUCUUCUGGAAAUAAACCUCUAUGAGGAACUACCAGCAGCCCUGCCGGGGCCCCUUGUGGCUGUAGACACAGAACAUAAGAUUGGGCUGCACUGGCAAGGGCACCAUAUUGCUCUAACCUUGGCAACUAGUGUAAAUCAAGACCUUCAUUUUAUAGCAACUGAAUUGGAUCAGUUGGGUGGGGCAGGGCUGGUGGUUGUCAUAAACUGCCUGGCCCAUUAUGUUUUAUACCCUGUGAAGGUUUAUGUAAAUAAACUUCGUAAAAUUCGGGAAUCUGUCCUCCUACUAAUGAAACGCAGUCCAUUAAGCAAGGUCUUCAUCAAGUCUGGUAACACCGGGUACAAGUACAUCUAUGGAAGUGAUUGGCUGUCCCUUCAGUUGGACCUGGUAAUGAGGGCCAUGUUCUCAGAGCUGCCUGUUACUAUACUGGACAACUGGCAAAUGACCACCUGCCAUUACCUACACCAGGAUCUCCACCCUGCACCAGUCAUAAUCAAGAAUGAGAUUGACUUACUGUUGUCAUUCAUCUGUCCAAUGUGAGACACAAGACAGGCCACAAUCUCGACACUGUCAAAGAUUUUCCAUGAGUUCCAGUAAAGACCAUCUCAUUCCCCCAUUAAA
Molecule: messenger RNA, 1955 nt
Organism: Xenopus laevis (African clawed frog)
Lineage: Eukaryota; Metazoa; Chordata; Amphibia; Anura; Pipidae
Gene: nxpe3l.6.L
Product: Neurexophilin and PC-esterase domain family member 3 like gene 6 L homeolog
Exons: 8
Coding region: 225-1874 (549 amino acids)
Source: RefSeq, a predicted model, not a curated record